This is a messenger RNA of Drosophila takahashii, 2952 nucleotides long. It is a transcript of the gene dally, whose product is annotated as division abnormally delayed protein. Gene Ontology annotation, biological process: regulation of protein localization to membrane; cell migration; positive regulation of canonical Wnt signaling pathway. Gene Ontology annotation, cellular component: extracellular region; plasma membrane; cell surface. The record is from RefSeq and is a predicted model, not a curated record. NCBI's taxonomy places the organism in Eukaryota, Metazoa, Arthropoda, Insecta, Diptera, Drosophilidae.
AUGGUGGCCAGCAUCCGGCAGUUUCUGCUCUUCACCCUGCUCUGCUGCUUCGUCGGCCUGUCAGCCGCCAAGCACCUGGACCUGGAGGGCAUCCACCACCAUCAGCACCACCAGCACAGCGCCUCCACGCACCACCGGCGCCGCCUGCAGCGGGACUCCCGGGCGAAGGACGCGGCGGGCGGACCGACCCAAAAGUGCGAGGCCAUCAAGAGUUACUUCGAAUCGAUCGACAUCAAGUCGAGUGGGACUUACAGCGAAAAAGGCGCCAUUUGCGGCGGCAACUGCUGCAAUAAUGCCACGGAGCUGGAGCUGCGUGACAAAGCCGCCGGAAAAUUCGAGCUUCUCCUGCAUCACCAUACCAGCAGCCUGCGCGGAAUCCUCGAGAAGAAUGCCAAACAAUUCCAGAGUCACGUCCUGGAAUUGGCCCACAUUUCGGAGAACAUGACCCACUCGCUGUUCGCAAAGGUCUACACCCGUAUGGUGCCCACCUCGCGGAUGAUGAUCCAUCAGUUGUACAACGAAAUCAUGAAUCAUUUAAAUUACGCCUCGAACUACACGAACAGCAAUGGACAGCUAAGCAGGCGAGGAUUGGCAAGUGUUCAGAGCAACUUGGAGGAGGCUGUGCGGAGCUUCUUCGUCCAGCUCUUCCCGGUUGCCUACCACCAAGUGGUGCAUCUGUCCAAGGAGAAGUUCGGUGAUCUGCACGAGGACUAUGUCAGCUGUCUGCAGCACAACUUUGACGAGCUGCAUCCCUUCGGGGACAUUCCGCGCCAGCUGCAGGUCACCCUGGGCAGGAGUGUCUACAUGUCCAAUGUCUUCAUGAACGCCCUGCUCCAGGCCGCCGAGGUUCUCAGUGAGGCCGAUGAGCUCUAUGGCAAGCAGUUGACCGAGACGUGCAAGGUGCAGCUCCUCAAGAUGCACUAUUGCCCCCACUGCAGCGGCCACGAUUCGAGGAGCGAAACGAUACUGUGCGACGGCUACUGCAAAAACGUGAUGCGUGGCUGCUCGGCGGAGCUUGCUGGUCUGCUGGACAGCCCUUGGUCGAGUGUGGUGGAUGCGCUUAACAACCUGGUCACCACCCACAUUCUCUCGGACAGCGGCAUCAUCAACGUCAUCAAGCACCUGCAGAGCUAUUUCUCCGAUUCAAUUAUGGCUGCCAUGCACAAUGGCCCUGAGUUGGAACAGAAGGUAAAGAAGACGUGCGGCAUGCCCAGUUUGACGCCCUAUUCGUCCGGAGAGCCGGAUGCGCGGCCUCCGUCUCACAAGAACAUCAAGUGGGCCACCGACCCGGAUCCGGGCAUGGUCAUCUUCCUCUCCACCAUCGACAAGAGCAAGGAGUUCUACACGACCAUCGUGGACAACUUCUGUGAUGAGCAGCGCUCUCGCGAGGAUCACUCCUGCUGGACAGGCGAUCGCUUCGGGGACUACACCCAGCUGCUGAUCAGCGCGGGAACCGAUCAACAGCGCUAUAAUCCCGAGGUGCCCUUCAAUUCGAAGGCCCAGGACAGCCAGCUGAACGAGCUGGUCGACAAGCUCAUCAAGAUCCGCAAGAACAUUGGAGCUGCGGCACCUUCGAACAGCAUACAGGCGUCGCACGACAUCCAGAACGAUAUGGCCGAGGGCUCCGGCGGCGGAGAGGGCCAGAUCGGCGACGACGAGGAGGAGUACGGAGGCGCACAUGGUUCCGGAGAUGGUUCCGGCGAUGGACCCCACACGCCCAUCGAGGACACCGAAGGCACCACGACCAACGAAGUGGAGUCGCGCGAGAACGGCAAGACCAGUGGGUCCAACCCCCUGGCAGCCACCGCGACGUGGAUGCUCCUCACUCUAGUCACAAUGCUCUUCAGUAGUUGUAGUUAAGGAUGCUGCCCCAGCCGAGGGAUCGAACCCAAGCACACAACGGGCCCCAUUGGAAGGCGGACGAAGGCGAGGAGAGAUGAGGCCACUACAAAAUGGAGCAAGAGCAACAGCAACGGCAAAUGCACAAGAAUCGAGUUAGAUCAUUAAUUAAUAACUAUUAUCAUUAUUAUUAUUAUUAUUUGUGUAAUUCUUAAGUUGUUACAAGUAAUUUAUUAGGCCCUAAGCGCAUUCAUCUAGCAAUCGAAAUCGACUAACAAUCUACGCACCAGAAGCGAAACUUGAAACUCGGGGCGCACCUCUCCUUCUAGCUUUUCCAAAUUCAGAGCUCAUCGAAUUUCCAUGCCGACUCCAACUAGACCUGUGUGCCAUAUAAACGCGUUGGAGGUUUGCAAACGAAUCGAGUAACUGCUAAAUAUAAACCAUACGAAAAUUAAACAGAAUAGGCAGAACCCCUUCCACUUUCCACAGAGUGUGUGCAGUUUGUUCUCAGAUAUCAGAUACGAUACAUGUUAAUAUAUAUAGCCUACAGUGCAUAAAGCUCAAUGUUCAAAGCAAGUUGUUCCUUUUUCGGUGUAAUUAGGCAAGUAAACAGAGAAGAGAAACCAGAGGCGUGGCACCACUUUCAAUGGCUAGUUCUUGGACCGAUCACAAAUAUUAUACGUAAAGGAUAUAAAUCUGUUAGCUGUAGCCUCAGUGAAUGUUAAACGUAAACCUAAACGAAAUUAUUGUUGUCUACACCUUUCGAACUGACCGAAUGCGAACAAUUUAGAAAUUGAUCAAUUGGGCAAUCGACGCGAAAUGCAUACGAAUGGAAUUUAGUUGAGUAAACGCACUUUACGGAAAAACUAGAAGACUUACAGCUUUAUACGCAAAUGAAAAAAAAAGAAAAAGAAAAAAAAACGAUGAAAAUCUAUUGAUAUAUACGUAUAUUAUAUGUAGCAUUAUUUAAAUUAUAUGAACAAAGAGCGAAGACCUUGGGGAAAUGUCAUGAAAUGCAUUCAGCUAAUUAGUGUUUACAGAGCACUCGGAGUUCUGAGACAGAGAGUGCAGGAAAUUCAGAGUUCAGCGCACAAAUCACGGUUCGCAAUUUGC